This is a messenger RNA of Tympanuchus pallidicinctus (lesser prairie-chicken), 5101 nucleotides long. It is a transcript of the gene JAKMIP3, whose product is annotated as Janus kinase and microtubule interacting protein 3. The coding region runs from base 376 to 3108 and encodes 910 amino acids. Gene Ontology annotation, molecular function: kinase binding; microtubule binding. NCBI's taxonomy places the organism in Eukaryota, Metazoa, Chordata, Aves, Galliformes, Phasianidae. The transcript has 24 exons. The record is from RefSeq and is a predicted model, not a curated record.
GCGGCUCUCAGCGCCUGGUGAUGCUGCUGCUUUUUUUUCCCCUUUCCUUCCCCGUCCUCCAAAUGCUCCCCCGGACGCACCGAUGAACGGUUUCUCGUCUGAUUCCGCGGUUCAAGAGGACGCAGAUGGAAAAUUUAAUCUUACGCAGCGGGGAUGGAUUAUCGGGUUUUGCCUUCCGCAGUUUUAUGGUAAAAAAUCCCUUUAAAUCUGCCCGCUAGGAACAGCCCACAGGUUUUAACCCGGAGUGCGGAGGAAUGGCAGUGUCCUCAGGUAGCGCCGGCGGGCAGCGUGCACCAUGAUGGAGCGUGCCUGCAAGGCGGCUGAGAAGAUGUAGCGCCGGAGGAGCAGCACCGCAGGGGGACGCGGGGCCGCACCAUGUCGAGGAGGGGCAGCAGCCGCGCCAGGCCCGACGCCUUGGCCGCCCUGCAGGCCGCCAACGAGGAGCUGCGGGCCAAGCUCACCGACAUCCAGAUCGAGCUCCAGCAGGAGAAGAGCAAGGUCAGCAAGUUGGAGAGAGAGAAGAAUCAGGAGGUGAAGCAAAUCAAAGAGCACGAGCAGCACAAAAGCACAGUGGUGGUCACAGAGCUCAAAGUCAAACUUCACGAAGAGAAAAUGAAGGAGCUCCAAGCUGUUCGGGAAGCACUUCUGAGGCAGCACGAGGCCGAACUGCUCAGAGUAAUCAAAAUUAAAGAUAACGAAAUCCAGAGACUCCAGGCCCUGCUGACUGCUGUGCGCGACGGGGCUCCCGACAAGGUGAAAACCGUGCUGCUGACAGAGGCCAAGGAGGAGGCCAAGAGGGGCUUCGAGGUAGAGAAAAUAAAAAUGCAGCAGGAAAUUUCGGAACUUAAGGGGGCUAAGAAACAAGUGGAGGAGGCUCUGACUAUGGUCAUCCAAGCUGACAAAAUUAAAGCCGCAGAGAUAAGGAGCGUGUAUCACCUGCACCAAGAGGAAAUCACCAGGAUUAAGAGGGAGUGUGAGAGGGAAAUCCGCAGGCUGAUGGAGGAGAUUAAGUUUAAAGACAGAGCAGUCUACGUGCUGGAAAGAGAGUUAGGGGUUCAAGCCGGGCAUGCCCAGAGACUGCAGCUCCAAAAGGAGGCUUUAGAUGAACAACUGUCCCAGAUCAAAGAGUCUGACCGGCACCUGGGCAGCCCCAAGCGGGAACUUCCUUAUGCAAGUGGUGCAGGAGACGCUUCAGAUCAUUCGGGAAGCCCCGAACAGCAGUUGGAUGAAAAGGAUGCCCGGCGCUUCCAACUGAAAAUCGCCGAGCUGAGCGCCAUCAUCAGGAAGCUGGAGGACCGCAAUGCGCUGCUGUCGGAGGAGAGGAACGAGCUGUUGAAACGCCUCAGAGAAGCUGAAAGUCAGUACAAGCCCAUCCUGGACAAAAACAAACGCCUCAGCAGGAAGAAUGAAGAGCUGUCACAUGCCUUACGUCGAAUGGAAAAUAAAUUAAAAUUUGUAACGCAGGAAAACAUAGCAAUGAGGCAAAGAGCAGGAGCAAUGCGGAGACCGAGCUCCUUAAACGACCUCGACCACAGCCAGGAAGAAAGAGAAGUGGAUCUGCUGAGACUACAAAUCAUCGAACAGCAGAAUAUCAUUGAUGAGCUCUCUAAGACCCUGGAAACUGCCGGCUAUGUGAAGAGUGUCAUGGAACGUGAUAAGCUGUUAAGGUAUAGGAAGCAAAGAAAAAAAAUGACAAGAAUUCCUAAGAAGCCGGUGGUGGAGACGUUUUUCGGCUACGAUGAAGAAGCCUCCUUGGAGUCUGAUGGUUCCUCUAUCUCAUAUCAAACGGAUCGGACGGACCAGACCCCGUGCACCCCUGAUGAUGACCUGGAAGAGGGCAUGGCCAAAGAAGAGACAGAACUGCGGUUCCGGCAGCUGACGAUGGAGUACCAGGCUCUGCAGCGCGCUUACGCCCUAUUGCAGGAACAGGUCGGAGGAACAUUGGAUGCAGAGCGAGAAGUUAAGACACGUGAGCAGCUCCAAGCAGAGAUACACCGAUCCCAGGCUCAGAUAGAGGACCUGGAAAAGGCCCUGGCGGAGCAGGGGCAGGACAUGAAGUGGAUUGAGGAGAAGCAAGCACUGUACAGAAGGAACCAAGAACUUGUGGAAAAGAUCAAACAAAUGGAAGCAGAGGAGGCUCGCCUGAAGCACGAUGUGCAGGACGUCAAAGACCAGAACGAGCUCCUGGAGUUCAGGAUCCUGGAGCUGGAGGAGAGAGAAAGAAGAUCGCCUGCUAUCAACUUCCACCACGUUCCCUUCACGGAGGGGAAAAGCCCUCUCCAGGUUUACUGCGAGGCAGAAGGUGUCACAGACAUAGUAGUGGCAGAGCUGAUGAAAAAAUUGGACAUUUUAGGGGAUAACGCCGUAAGUAACCUGACCAACGAGGAGCAAGUGGUUGUCAUACAAGCAAGGACAGUUCUCACAUUGGCUGAAAAGUGGCUCCAGCAGAUUGAGGUGACUGAGUCCGCACUGCAGCAGAAGAUGCUGGAUCUGGAGAAUGAAAAGGAGCUGUUCAGCAAGCAGAAGGGCUACCUGGAUGAGGAGCUGGACUUCAGGAAGCAGUCCUUGGACCAGGCGCACAAGCAAAUUCUGGAAUUAGAAGCCAUGCUCUAUGAUGCCCUGCAGCAAGAAGCUGGAGCCAAAAUUUCCGAACUUCUUUCAGAAGAGGAGAAAGAGAAACUGAAGAGCGCGGUAGAGCAGUGGAAGCGCCAGGUGAUGAGCGAGCUGCGGGAGAGGGACGCCCAAAUCCUGCGCGAGCGCAUGGAGCUCGUCCAGCACGCCCAGCAGAGAAUUAAAGAGCUAGAAGAAAGAAUUGAAGGCCAAAAAAGACAAAUAAAAGAGUUAGAGGAAAAGCUUUCAUUCUUUGGUCAUAGCCCUCCAGGCCAAAUGCAGAAGCCUACUGAUGAAGCUGGAAUUGCUUCUACUGUUACUAAGUGGAAGAUGGCAUUGGUUGCCAAGACAGAGAAAGAGACAUUGCAAUGUCAAGAAAGCCAAAUAUAUCUUGUAUUUUGCUGCUGGAGAUGGAGGAGUGAACCCUAUGAUCCUUUCAGACUGAAGAUGAACCAGGCUGUGUGGGAACUCCUGCACAGGCGGGGUCUGCACCGCUGAAACCUCUGUCCAUGCAUUUUCAAAAGCUGGCACUAAGCUGACAAAGAAGAAAGCCAAAAAGCCCUGCCUCUGCUAACAGUUAUGGGCUUCUCCCAAGCCUGUCUCUGCUGCUUGGAAUAACUCAGCUUUACCUAAGGAGCAGUAUACUAAUUCAGAUACACUGAAUAUAUUUUAGUUCCCUGCUAAGCAGGUAGAGAAUUGCUUCUCUGUGGAAGUGACUAUGUCCCGUUUUAUAUGUCAGUCAUUUAUAUUUGUGAUUCAUAGUUAUUUACAAAUCUGUCUUGAAAGAAAUUUAUAGAGGGAGCUCCAGGUGAAUAACUCCUGAAAAGACAAACAUGAGCUACGAGAGUGCGUUGUGUUCCAGGCAUUUCAUCACAGCACGGGGUCUGCCCAAAUUGCUGACUGCCCCACCAGGCCAGGAUUAGGGGAAAAACGUGAAGCUCUGUUUGAACCCUUCAGGAAAUGAAACUGUACUUGGCUGUGAGCUGUCAGGAGGCCAUGCUGCGCAGCACGAUGACAAAACUGGCAUGCUAAUGUGGAGCUCGCUAUUCCUGAAUGAUGCUAACAGGCCCAACGCUGUCCAUUAAAACGUUCAACUUGAGAAAGAGUGAACCUGAAAACACACCAUCCCUGAUCCCGAUGCGGGAGGUGGCACGAGGGGCGCAGGCACGGAUAUGCAGAGCAUGUGCCCGAGGCCGGGCUCGGAGCCAGGAGAGGGAAUCUUCGAUAGCAACAGAUGAGGAGGAAGAGCCCCAGGGGAGUCCCACCGGUACUUCGCCACAUGGGAACUGGAGCCAGGUGUGUAAAUCCGGACCUGCUGGUGGAUGGGAGCCGCCUGCUGUUCCUGGAGCCCCAGCCUGCAGGGAGCAGCUCUGCCCACCGCUGGGAGCACCGGGAGGAACGCGAAGCCAGGGAGCUCCGACAGGUGCCCGCACUGCUUCUGCAACCCACGGCAGCUUUAGAAAGCUGAGAAGUGAACCCGUUGAUAACAAAAUUCUAAAGCCCUGGUGUUGGUACAGCAGCCCUCCAUUCACACUGGGCACUGAGCAGCACGGGAACCAACAGCAGAACUGUCAGAGCUCAGAUUGUUCAGAAGAGUGUUUCAUCUGUGCUGAAAUAAUGGGACAAAACGAGAAUCAAAGGUGAUGGACUUCGAUAUCAGCAUAUAUCUGAUAGGAGUCAUGUACCCGACCCAGCUCCACCCCACACAAGCACCUACAUUGGGGUGACGCAGAUGAGCCAAACAGUCCCUUCCACAUUUUAUGCACAAAGAAGUCAAAUCCCAAACGUCCGUUUUGAAUUGCACUUAAACGCAACGUCUUACCGCACUCGGUUACGUGGCAGCACUGCACAGAGCUGUGUGUGGCACACGGCGGGCCCUCGUGGAGAUUCUGCAAGCCAGGAAGGCCCGGGAUGUGCUCUGUGGCAUCUGCAGAAUGCCUUAACCCCACCGGGGGGCGGCGUGGGGCAGAGAGCCGCUUCCAAACUGAGAUUCCCCGUAACUCAGACCCCGGUCCCGCGUGCGUGCCGCACAGGUCCAGCUCUUGGUUAGAUUUCCUUACGGUGUUUUCUUUAAUGAGAAAGCUGUACAGGACGCGUCCAUGUGUAAAUAAGGGAUUACGUUUAUGUAGACGUUAAUAUUUACAUGUAAAAAGUUAUGUACAUAGGAAAGAAAACAACGGCUCAAAGAAUGUUUUUAAAACAGUUUCUUCUGUCUAAAGGCACAGAAGGACAGCAACACAGACGUGCUGCUGAGCUCAACGUAAGCUCAGCUUUGUGCUCGGCUUGGGGAGGCUCGGGGCUCGGUCCUGGGGGCUGAGGGGCCCUGGGCAGCCCCAGCCCUGCUCCAAACAGGACGGAGGGGCACGCACUGAACGCACUGCCCGCUCACCGCUGCUCUGCUAUGGCAGCCUGAUUUCACCUACCGGAGCUUGGAAAGAGCGUGCAGUGUGUUAUGUGCAGCACGGGGAGCUUCUGGAGGAACGCCGAAGGA